AUGGCUCCACAAAUUAAAUAUACUAAGUUGUUCAUUGACAAUAAGUGGGUGGAUUCUGUAAGUGGAAAAACAUUUCCCACUACCUGCCCUCAUGACGGAUCAGUUAUCGCGCACGUCUCCGAAGGAGAUAAGGUCGGAAAGUUGAUCCAGCAAGCAGCUGGAGCAAACAAUUUGAAACGUGUUUGUUUGGAGCUGGGCGGUAAAAGUCCGCUUAUUAUAAUGAACGAUGCCGAUUUGAACGUUGCUGUCCCAUUUGCUGCUAAUACAGUAUUUUUACUUCAAGGACAAGUUUGCAUAGCAGCUUCUCGGCUGUAUGUACAAUCUGGAAUUUAUGAGAAGUUUGUAGAGGCAGCCGUUAAGUAUGCUCAAAGUAUCAAAAUUGGUAACCCUGCUGAUCCUACUACACAGCACGGACCGCAGGUAGACGAAGUUAUGUUUAAAAAAGUAUUAGGGUACAUCGAGAAAGGGAAAAAAGAAGGUGCCAGAUGUCUGACGGGUGGCAAGCGAGUCGGUACUACUGGGUACUACAUAGAGCCUACGGUAUUUGUUGACGUGAAAGAUGACAUGACUAUCGCUAAGGAGGAGAUUUUUGGUCCCGUACAAAGUAUUUUUAAAUUUGAAACGUUUGAAGAAGUUCUUGAGCGUGCUAACAAUACUAGUUACGGAUUGGCAGCUGGAAUUUUUACAAAUGAUAUCAACACCGCUCUGCAGUUUACUAAACACGCUGAGGCUGGCAAUGUUUGGGUGAACACAUAUUUUGCCAUGACCCCCCAGACACCUUUCGGAGGAUUCAAAGAUUCAGGCAUUGGUCGUGAAGGUGGUUUGCACACUUUAGAUGAGUAUUUGGAAGUGAAGAGUGUAGCAAUAGCUUUACCUAAAAAACUGUAA
Messenger RNA from Arctia plantaginis, 888 nucleotides. NCBI's taxonomy places the organism in Eukaryota, Metazoa, Arthropoda, Insecta, Lepidoptera, Erebidae. The record is from the annotation of a GenBank genome assembly.